AUGUGGUCGGAAGCUUCAGCCUGUGAUAAUCUGAAUGGUCGUCGCUGUAUCAUACGUAUUAUUGUGAUUUUGAUUAUUAUAUGUAUAUUAAUCUACCUUGAACGCGGAAGAUUUGAAAGAAAAUUACCAUAUUUAAGUGAUUUGUAUUCUAACACUUGGAUUAAUAAAACUAUUUCUCCAAUUCGUAACAUCGAGUCGUUAAAACGAAACAACGGAUUCCAUGUAGUUCUGAGCUACUAUGCGGAAGACUUGAAUUUAGUUGCACAGUUUAUUCGUUUUAUUCGAAAUCUUCAAAGCAUACGACGAUUGAAUGUCUCCAUUAUUAUUUAUAACAAAAAUUCUAAUAUAAGCAGCAUCUAUCUUCAAAAAAUGUUAAAAGUAGAUGUUGUUCAUCAAUUGCCUAAUGUUGGUCGGGAAGGUGGCACAUAUCUCUAUCAUAUUAUUAACAACUAUGAUACACUUGCUGAUCAUACGCUAUUCUCUCAAGCUGGUGCGGACGGUGUUUCAAUCAAAGAAGUCGAAUCUUGGCUUGUCAAUCGACUAGAGAAACAAUUCACAACGGCGGUCGGAUAUAUGCCCUUGGUUUCAGCCAGAUGGAUGGAAGUGUAUGACUGUGGUCGAAAUAUCUACAAUAACAUGGUCAGAUUAGCAGAACUAUGGGCAUUGAUCACGCAAACGCUAUGUCCACCAGAUAAACAAACAGUUGCUUACCGAGGCCAAUUUUUGGUUAGUAACAAACGUAUUAGAAGGCAACCUUUACGCAUAUAUAUGUAUUUGAAUGAACUAAUCACGGCUGAUAGUACACAUUGGAUUCAUACAGAUAGACGUUCUCCGGUUUCGAAAUCAAUUCCAAGCAAUCCAUUCUUUGGACACAUUGUUGAACGUCUAUGGACGGUUCUUUUCAAUUGUUCGAAAUCAGAUUUGAUUAACAAAUGUAAUCGUGAUGUUUGUGCAUGUUUCGAUUGA
Adineta ricciae is the source of this 966-nucleotide messenger RNA. The record is from the annotation of a GenBank genome assembly. Lineage: Eukaryota; Metazoa; Rotifera; Eurotatoria; Adinetida; Adinetidae.